GGGUUUUAUUUAGGUGACUUAACUCGAAACAUUUUUAUUUCCAUCCAGUUAAUCUCUCAAAAUGGUCCGCUACUCACUUGACCCCGAAAACCCUACAAAAUCAUGCAAAGCACGGGGUUCCAAUCUCAGAGUACAUUUUAAGAACACUCGCGAGACUGCUCAAGCUAUCAAGGGCAUGCACAUUCGCAAGGCCACAAAGUUCUUAAAAGAUGUCACCCUAAAGAAGCAGUGUGUUCCUUUCCGCCGUUACAAUGGAGGUGUUGGCAGGUGUGCCCAGGCUAAGCAAUGGGACUGGACACAGGGGCGAUGGCCUAAGAAGAGUGCAGAUUUCCUCCUGCACAUGUUGAAGAAUGCAGAGAGCAAUGCAGAACUCAAGGGUUUGGAUGUUGAUUCUCUGGUCAUUGAGCACAUCCAGGUGAACAAGGCCCCUAAGAUGCGCAGGCGCACCUACCGUGCUCACGGACGCAUCAACCCUUACAUGAGCUCCCCUUGCCACAUUGAAAUGAUCUUAACAGAGAAGGAGCAGAUUGUCCCUAAACCAGAGGAGGAAGUUGCUCAAAAGAAAAAGGUCUCCCAGAAAAAGCUGAAAAAGCAGAAACUAAUGGCUCGGGAUUAAAAACUCAGCAAAUGUACAGAAAUAAAAUACAGUUUAAAAAAACUGUUCUUGCGUUUUGGCUCAUCUUUUUACUAAUAUGGUUAUACUUUAAAAAUAUUUUGUUCGUGAGUUUCCCAAAUACUUCAUUUGUUUUUCCUUUCCUUCCUCUCCAUAAGAUCUAAAAGAAAACGGCUGUACCUGGGAACAUAGGUUUUUUUUUUUGUAUUCUCAGCAUUCAGAUGCAUAUACCUAGUGAACAUAGAAAAAGUGUGCACAAGGCAUAAACAGCAUAUGUGUAUUUGUUGCUAAUAUAGUGGUGGUCUUUUGUAUAAAAAAGUCUAUUGUAAAAAUCCGCCUGUUAAAAACCAAAAUGAACUCAUCACUGUUUUUCUUUCACGAUUUGGAUAGAGUAUUGCUUCUCAACGGUGGUCCUCAAGUACCUCCCAACAGGCCAGGCUUUCAUUAUAGCUGAUGGUUGAGAGCAGGUUAGUAACCAUGGUUACUGACCAGCUGAUUACUUCACCUGUGCACUGGUUCAGCUAUAAUAAAAACCUGGCCUGUUGGGGGUACUUGAGGACCACAGUUGAAAAACACUGGGAUAGACACUGGUUAGACAAUUUUUCAAUUUACUUUGACAUUUGCUGCAUACUCUUGGUAUCAUUUGUUGAAGGAGCAGCAAUGCACUACUGGAAACUGAGCCAAUGACAAAAGGCAUAUAUUCAGCCAGCUAGCUCCCAGUAGUGCAUUGCUGCUCCUGUGCCUACCUAGAUAUGCUUUUCAAGAAAGGGUACCAAGAGAAUGACGCAAAUUAGAUAAGUAAAUUUCCAAUUUACUUCUAUUAAAACUGCAUUCUCUUUCACUGGUUUUCAAAAUUUACUCUAAUAUCAGUUACAUUUAAAUCUGACUAUAGCAGCAGUAAGGUAGCUUUUCCCAAUAAAGGCCACAAACACUAA
Bombina bombina (fire-bellied toad) is the source of this 1548-nucleotide messenger RNA. RefSeq names its product ribosomal protein L17 (gene RPL17). Bases 62 to 616 code for a protein of 184 amino acids. Gene Ontology annotation, biological process: cytoplasmic translation. The record is from RefSeq and is a predicted model, not a curated record. Gene Ontology annotation, molecular function: structural constituent of ribosome. Lineage: Eukaryota; Metazoa; Chordata; Amphibia; Anura; Bombinatoridae. The transcript is spliced from 6 exons. Gene Ontology annotation, cellular component: ribosome; cytosolic large ribosomal subunit.